Molecule: messenger RNA, 417 nt
Organism: Plasmodium inui San Antonio 1
Lineage: Eukaryota; Apicomplexa; Aconoidasida; Haemosporida; Plasmodiidae
Product: acyl carrier protein
Exons: 3
Coding region: 1-417 (138 amino acids)
Biological process (GO): fatty acid biosynthetic process
Cellular component (GO): mitochondrion
Molecular function (GO): acyl carrier activity; acyl binding
Source: RefSeq, a predicted model, not a curated record
AUGAUGAAGGCCAUACCGCUUUGGUUCGUUCUCGUAUGCGGCGUGUUCGCUUUCCGACACUCGGGGAACAACCGGCUGUGCCAAGAAACGGGCAACCGGAAAGGCUGCCUAAACUACAGGAAAAUCAAAAAUGAUAACGGCACGGAGGGAAAAAGAGGUUAUACCUGGUCUCUGGGAAGCACAUUUGACGAAAUCAAGAAAGUGAUUUCUAAGCAGCUGUCAGUGGAGGAAGACAAAAUACAAAUGGAGUCAAAUUUUACCAAGGACCUAGGGGCGGACAGCCUGGACUUAGUUGAGCUCAUCAUGGCACUUGAGGAACAAUUCAACAUAACCAUCUCGGACCAAGAUGCAUUGAAGAUAAGCACUGUGCAGGAUGCGAUUGACUUUAUUGAGAAGAAUAAAAAAUCGGAUGUGUGA